Messenger RNA from Cylindrotheca closterium, 534 nucleotides. NCBI's taxonomy places the organism in Eukaryota, Bacillariophyta, Bacillariophyceae, Bacillariales, Bacillariaceae. The record is from the annotation of a GenBank genome assembly.
AUGGAUGCCGACGACGAAACGAAUGACAAUGUUGUAGAAGAAGAAGCUCAGGCUGAUCAAGAUGAGGAGGUUUCAGAUGCGGAUGAACAAGGGGGCGAGGAAGGAGCUGGUGGGGGACCAACAGAACCAACUUUGCCGAUUUCUGCUGUGGCAAACUUGGAUUCUCUGUACGGGCUUCGUGAGAUUGGAAAGGAAGCUCUUUGUUGGCAACUUUCGUCUGCGAAACCAGGAAACGGCGUGGAACAAAUCAGAGACCAGAGUACUGACACGUAUUGGCAAUCAGAUGGAGUAAGCCAGCCACACUCCAUCCAGGUCCACUUUGGACGACGGGUCGCCCUGUCACAUGUCUGUCUCUAUCUUGACUACAAUCUGGACGAGAGCUACACGCCGAAAACACUAUCUAUUCAAGUUGGUAUGACAACCCAAGAUUUGACGCCAGCAAUUUUUCCGGCCAACACUGUUGUUGAAUUAACGGAGCCAGUCGGUUGGUGUGUAAGUUUUCAAAAGCAUCGCCUCACAACACAUGCGGGUUAA